UAAAUUGAAAUUAUAAUAUCUAUUACUUUGAAAACAAGAGUUGAAAACCGCAUCUAAAUCAGCUAUGUAAAAUUUGAAAUAAUAUUUAUUACUUGCUUACUACUUAUCUGCAAUGAGAAGAUAAUUUUUAUUAUAAUCAGCAACCUUGACAUAUUACAAUAGUACUUACGUUUGAAAAGCGUCAUCGUGUUCUGUAAAAUCAUUGCGUAAAAGUAGUAUUGUGGAUUGCUAAGUAUUGGUCGUAAAACCUUAACAAUGGAACUCUUUCAAGGAGUUAUCGAUAAAUAUAAUGGAGUAACAGUUACCUCUGAUGAUGAGCCAUGUGAUCCACAAGACUUUAAGAAUCGCCUCAAAAGUUCCUUAUCUAAAUGGACACAUGAAAAUAAGAGGUGCAUAUGGUUCAAAGUACACAUUAAGGAUGCUGUCUUGGUACCUCUACUUGCAAAUGAGGGAUUCAAUUUUCAUCACUCUAGGGAUACAUUUGUUAUGAUGUACAAAUGGUUGCCUACAGAUCGGUCACCAAAUCUACCUCCAGCUUGCCACACAAACCUCGGUGUAGGUGGCCUUGUUUUUAAUGAGAACAAUGAAAUCCUAGUUGUAUCGGAGCAACAUAUUGACUACCCGCACUGGAAACUCCCUGGUGGAUAUGUUGAAAGAGGUGAGGAUAUUAAGGAUGCAGCUAUGAGAGAAGUCAAAGAAGAAACAGGCGUAGAUAGUGAAUUUGAAUCUCUAGUUACCCUGAGGCACACUCAUAAAAUGGCUUUUGGAAAUUCUGAUGUUUAUAUUGUUGUGAUGUUAAAAGGCAAAUCUCAUAACAUCACAAAAUCUGACAUAGAAAUCAGAGAUUGCAAGUGGAUGAGUGUAGAAGAGUACUUAAAUCAUCCCCAUGUGCACGAAUACAACCGGUUUAUUGUUAGACAAGCUUUAGACUUGAAAGAAAGAAAAAUGAAGUUGAACUUGAACAAGUCUAAUUUAAAAUUUGCGACAUGGUCGAGAGAUAUCACUUCUCUUGUUAUAGAAGAUUUGUAGAUAUCAAUUCAAUGCUAUGAUCUUGUGUAAAUAAAUGAGGAUUGGUUGAAACAUAAUAUUUUAAUAAGUACAUAGAACUUAUUGCCAUACAAACUAUAAUUAUGCAAAUAGUGCUAGUCAAAUAGAGGUGGUGGCUAUGGAAGACCUACCCAUGUAGGAGAGGAUAGCUGCAGUAGUGAAAUCAAUUUGUUAGAAGGUUGUAGUUUGGUAGAUAAUGAAUAGCUAUAUUAUUAAGUCACUAUAAUUUAUAUAGACAAUUGAGAAUAUUGGCUGAAGUACAAAAUGAUUCAGAGGGAUAGAAAUACAGACAUGGCGAAAAUAAAGGAGUAUAACAAGAAAACAUUUAUAUUUUAAGAUGUGUAUGACAUGUAUCUUAAUGUCAAUAAAUAAAAUAAAUAUACA
Molecule: messenger RNA, 1431 nt
Organism: Aricia agestis (brown argus)
Lineage: Eukaryota; Metazoa; Arthropoda; Insecta; Lepidoptera; Lycaenidae
Product: nudix hydrolase 2-like
Exons: 4
Coding region: 256-1029 (257 amino acids)
Molecular function (GO): NADH pyrophosphatase activity; NAD binding; ADP-ribose diphosphatase activity
Source: RefSeq, a predicted model, not a curated record